This is a messenger RNA of Mercenaria mercenaria, 1679 nucleotides long. Its product is annotated as myosin-9-like. The record is from RefSeq and is a predicted model, not a curated record. Gene Ontology annotation, cellular component: centrosome. NCBI's taxonomy places the organism in Eukaryota, Metazoa, Mollusca, Bivalvia, Venerida, Veneridae. Gene Ontology annotation, biological process: microtubule anchoring at centrosome.
GUAUAGGAAGUACAUCAGACAAGGAAACUAUAGAGGAGUUGAGGAAAGAGCUACAGGAACUCAAGGAGCAUUUUGAUAUAGAGAGACGUGAAAUAGAACAAGCUUGUAGACUGGAAAUAACAGCUGUUGAAGAGAGACAUGAUCAGGAAAAGGCUGAACUAUUCAACCAUAUAGAAAGGGAAAAGGCUAAGAUAUCAGAUGAGUUUGAGAGGCUACAGCAGCAGGCACUAUCAGAACUAGCGAGGGAAUUACAGACCAACUUUGCCCAUGAGAAAGAAGACCUCAUACAGAAACAUGAAUCAGAGAAAAAUUAUUUACAACAGAAGUUUAUGGAGGAGAAAGAUGGACUUAGAGAAAUAUUAGAAACUGAGCAUGAGGAAGAUUUACAGAGUCAGAUAGAGAAAGUAAGGUCAGUCUGUGAACAGGAGAAGUUCCAGGUAGAGGAAGCAUUAGCUGAGACAGAACCUUUCAUAAAAAAUCUUGAGGAACAAAACACACAACUGGAACAUAAACUCACCAAACAGAGGGAACAAAACACACACCUGGAACAAAAACUGUCUAAAGAGAAGGAACAAAACUCACAACUGGAACAAAAUCUCUCCAAAGAAAAGGAACAAAACUCACGACUGGAACAAAAACUCUCCAAAGAAAAGGAACAAAACACACAUCUGGAACAAAAACUCUCCAAACAGAAGGAAGAAAAUGAUCAGGAAUUGAAAAGACAAAAAACUGAAAUGGAGGGAAUGUUAACAAGACAUAUGCAGAAACUUGAAGAUGUUGAAAAGCAGAAACAGGAACUAGAGUUAGACUUUAAGAAAGGCAGCAGUGAUACAGAAAUAGCAUUCAGAAAGGAGAAAAUGGACCUGAGGAAUGAAAUAGACAGACAAGCUCAGGAUAUUCGAGAAUUACAGAGACAUAGAGCAGAGCUGGAAUUAGAGCUCAAACAACAGAAAGAUGAGCUUGAAUUGUCAUUUCGACAAGAGAAACAGGAGAUUUUGGAGCUUUAUGAAGAUAAGAUCAGGGAGUUGGAGGAUAAAUUUGUAGAAUCAGAGAAAGCUAAAGAUAACUUAUUAAAAGAGGGAGUAGAUUCACUACAUGGUAAACUCAGGGAUGACUUUUACAAACUGUUGGAUGUGGCAACAAAAGAAAAACUUGCUGACGAGGAGAAAAAGUUAAAUGAACAUCUUCAAAAAGAGAUGGAAGCUGACUUUGACACAAAGAAAUCUGAACUAAGUCAUUUGUUUGAGAAGGAGAAGACAGAGCUAGUUGAGAGGUAUGAGGAUCAGAUCCAGUCCAUGCGACAGGAGCUGAGCCGACUGCAAGAGAAACUGGAAGAGGAAAGAGAAGUGCUGGCAGAGAGGUUUGACAAUGAGAAGGAGGUCAUUGAAGAACAACUGGCACAACAACUUAGGGAAGAACUGGAGUCUUGUAAAUGGAGGAAGAGAGUUAGAUUAGGUCAGAAAUAUCUCAAGAAAAACAAGGAGGAGGAGUUUUGCCACCAGAUGGAGGAGAUCAGAGAUGCCUAUGAAGAAGAGAAACAUGAGUAUGAGGCUCAGGCCGACCUCCUGAGACAGGAAGUUGAAGAGUUACAGAAAGCUCUUGAUGAUGAAGACAAAAACAGGAGGAAGAUUGAUGAACUCAAGAAAGCAAACAACAAACUUCAGCAAGAAAGAAGACAG